AAUAAAAGCUGUGAAAGAACAUAAGUUUUGUCAUACGACAUACAUAAGCUGAUCAUCGGUGGUUCUCCCGCGGUCCUUGUCGAGGGAAAGAUUUCGCUUUCGAAGCCAAAGCCACGAGUCAACUCUUCGCUUGUAUCCUGCUGCAGAAUGCUUCCACUUUUGUUUGUCUUGGUCUGCUACUCAACAUACUUAGUUCAAAGCUCUGUGGGAAAUGUAGCGAGCGAAUAUGCACCGGCACCGGCUCGUGGACACAGGUUUCCUUCUAGUGGCCAAUAUUUCACUGUUACCAGCUACCAAAACUGCCGGUGCCUGCCAUAUGAAACAUGUUUGCCUGUUAAUGGAGGCAAGGGGUACAUGUGCACUGCCAUUAACAGCAGAUUAACCAGGAUUAGUCCACCCCGCCAUCAUAGUUACCACCCUGUCAACGGCCAUAGGUUUUCUGGAAACCACUAUGGCCUCAGGCAUCCUCAUUAUGGAUGAGGUGAUGAUCAGCAGCUUUGGCAGAUUAUGCCUUUGAUGCCAGGAACACAAGUCAUACACUGUACCCACAGUGUCAUCAGUUCCAUGCACGGCCACAUUCUGUGUUUGCUGUUGUAGUACCAAAGUCAUUAAAAUUGUACUAGCAAAUACUAAUGAGUUUAAAGAGAACUAUAUAGGGAGUAAAAUUUUAGGAGGAAAACAAAAUCACAUAUUUCAGUUCACUGGCUUCUAUCAGAAAGACAGUUUCGCUAUCAGUUGUGGGCCUUUUGCUGAGAGAAAAUGUAUUAUCAAUAAAGCUUGUUGCCAAAGUAA
This is a messenger RNA of Pomacea canaliculata, 792 nucleotides long. RefSeq lists its product as uncharacterized. The transcript is spliced from 5 exons. The record is from RefSeq and is a predicted model, not a curated record. The coding region runs from base 148 to 480 and encodes 110 amino acids. NCBI's taxonomy places the organism in Eukaryota, Metazoa, Mollusca, Gastropoda, Architaenioglossa, Ampullariidae.